Messenger RNA from Macadamia integrifolia, 543 nucleotides. RefSeq lists its product as uncharacterized. NCBI's taxonomy places the organism in Eukaryota, Viridiplantae, Streptophyta, Magnoliopsida, Proteales, Proteaceae. The coding region runs from base 4 to 543 and encodes 179 amino acids. The transcript has 2 exons. The record is from RefSeq and is a predicted model, not a curated record.
AAUAUGAGAUUUGAUGCUCCUCAACACUUCUGGAAUGAUUAUAGGAAAAAAGAACAAAAGUAUUGGAAGGAACAUAGUGUGCUCCCAAUUCACCUUGAAGUUGGAGCUUUGCUAAGGAAAGAGAUGGCAACUGGGAAUGAUUCAACAGUCCCCUCUGAAGCUGCCACUGAAGUUAUGAUGGACGUGACAGGUACUCAGGUUGAGGGAAUAGGGAACAAUGAUGGUAUUGACUAUGAACCUAUUGAAGAAGAAGAAAGUGUUCCUUCCACUCCCAUUGGUAGUACCAGCCGUUCUCGAGGAAGACCUCGUGGGUCCGUCAAUAGUGGUAGAGAAAAGAGGAAGAAGGGUGCAGCUGAAGAGGUGGUAAGUCCAUUGAAAUCGAUUGCUAACUCAAUCGAGAAGAUGGUAAUGAGUGAAUCUCAGUCUGAAUUUAGGAGAGCAAUUAUAGAUGCUGUUGAUGCCAUUCCAUACCUCAAUUUGGGAAUAUUUCAUGGCCAAGAAGAAUUCUGCCAUUAUCUUCUUGGAAACAAGAGUAGAAGAUAA